AUGACUAAAGUUUGCCGUCCAUCUGACCAAAUUUUGACAAAAUUUAAAGGAGAUUAUCCUUUGACUGUUCAAAAUAUGUCAGCUAUCAAAAGAAAACAUACCCAUAAAAAAAAUAAUUAUAAUGACAGUAGCAGUAUAAUGAGUCAAAAUAAUUUAUCGCAAUCUUGUAAUUUUUUAGUUACGGGUGAAACAUUAUGGAAAAAAAUGGGUACACAAUUUGAAAAUAUAUCAUAUUUAGGAUCAUCAAAAAUUAAUGAUCCUGUUAGUGAAUCAGAGAUGCAUCAGAUAAUGCAUACUUUAAAUUGUGAACAACAACAUUCCACUGUACAAAUUGUAUUAACUGUUCCACAUUUCUCCACAGGAAUUGUUCAUUUAUUGGACUCUGAAAGUGGUUCAGAAAUAAUGUCGUUUUCUAUUCAUAGGAUCAGGCUAUGUAGUAGAGGACAUAUCUCCACAACAGAAAGUGAAUGUUUUGCUUUAAGUUAUGAUAAUUACAAUUCAGGACAAUAUUCAUAUCAAUGUCAUGUAUUUAGAUCUAAUAAACCAGAGGGUGCCGCAAAAAUUUUAUUUGCCUUUAGUAAUACUUUCAAUAAUAUACCACCUAAUCCAUUAAAAGGUUUCAAUAUUACUUCAUCAUUAGAAUUAGAAAUAACAAAAAAACAUUCAGAUGAUAUAUAUGAAGAAUAUGAAUUUGAAAGUUUUUUUGAUAUAUGUGAAGAUGAUGGUAAUGGUGGUUUUCAAGCAUGUCCACAAGAAAAGAAUUGUUUUAGACUUCGAAGAGAUAGAAUAAAACGAAUAAUGAUUGUUAUAAAACAAACAAAGGGUCCUAAGUUUAUUAAAAUAAAAAGUUGUUUUGGUUUAUUAUUAGCAGCAGGUAGAAAUUUAAAGGGUAGUGAUAUGCAAUUGAUGGAUAUAUUAUCAUUGGGACCAGUACCACAAAAUAAACAUAUAUAUGUUAUUGAAGGUCUUUGGAAUCCAUCAACAGAAAAUUUCGAAGUUCUUAAUACUGAAACACCCAGAGAAACAAGAGUUUUCAUGACUGUUUGUGCUGAUGUAGUAAUUGAUGGUAUUGGAGAUUCAAUAAGAUUUUAUGUAGAAUGUAAAGCACGUAUUUAUCAUCAACAUGAAAGAUUUUGUUCAGUUAUAAGAACCCCAAUUGUUGAAAGGUAUUUUUUAAAAACAACUAUAGAUAAAAAUCAAAGAAUUGAAAUCAUGAAUAAUAGCAAAGAAAAAAACGGUACAUCCAUAGAUGAAAAUAUUCCACCUUCAGAAGAGACAACCAGUCAAAUUGAUUCUGGUAUUAACAAAAGUAAUAAUUUAAUGAAAGUUAUUAAUUUUGAAUCAACAACUGAAAGAGAUAGAACCUUAAGAAGGCAGGCUGAAGGUAAAUUUCAACAAGAGAUGCCUACACAAUUAAUACAUCCUGCUGAUGCUGAUGAUUCUGAUCAUGAUGAACCAUUAUUAUCUGGUAGUGGUCACGUGAAUCAAGAAUGUUCUGAAGAAUUGUUAGAAGAAUGGAAUGAAAUUCUUGAUAAGUGGGAAUUAGAUUUAGAUAAUAAACCAGAAAAAUUAGAUAUGUUGAUGAGGAAUGGUGUUCCAGAUGUUGUUCGUGGUAAAGUAUGGCAAUAUAUUACUAAAGUUCCAUUAACACCAGAAUUAUCUACUAAAUAUUUUGAAUUAAUUGAAAAACCAUGCCCAUGUGAUUCAGUAAUUUUACGUGAUAUACAUAGAACAUUUCCAGCACAUGAAUAUUUUAAAGAACCUGAUGGUCCUGGACAACAAGCAUUAUAUAAAAUAUCUAAAGCUUAUGCUUUAUAUGAUGAAGAAGUAUCAUAUUGCCAAGGAUUAUCAUUUUUGGCUGCAAGUUUAAUUUUACACAUGGAUGAAGAUAAGGCAUUUUCAGUAUUAGUAAAAAUUAUGUUUGAUUAUGGAUUACGCGAUCUCUUUAAAUUAGGAUUUGAUGCACUUCAAUUACGUUUUUAUCAACUUCAAAGACUUCUUCAAGAUAAUUUACCAAAUUUAAAUAAAUUUUUAAAUGAUAUUGGUAUUGAAACACAUAUGUAUGCAUCACAAUGGUUUUUAACAAUGUUUACAGCCAAAUUUCCCCUUCAAAUGGUUUUUUAUAUUGUUGAUUUAUUUUUAUUUGAGGGAAUUGAUACAAUAUUUCAUAUUUCAUUUGCAUUGUUAAAUGAUUCAGAGAGUGAUCUAAUGCAACUAGAUUUUGAUGGAGUUUUAACCUAUUUUCGUGUAACAUUACCAAGAAAAUAUAGAACAGAGGAAAGUGCUAAAGCUUUAAUACACCAGGCAAUUAAAAUGAAGGUUAAAAGUGAAAAACUUAUUGCAUAUGAAAUGGAGUAUAGAGAUAUUCAACAAAAAGAAUUAGAAUUAUUAAAUCCUGAACAAAGAUUAGAAAAAGAAAAUUUAAAACUUCAUGAAAGAGUUAGAAGAUUAGAUUGUGAAAACGAUGACUUGGCAAGAGAAUUAGUCACCAGUAAAAUAGAACUUCGUCAUAAAUUAGAUGCUGCUGAAGAUCAAAUUGAAAGAUAUCAAACAACAAUUGAAAAAUUAACUAGACAAAAUAGAGAUUUAGAAGAUGAGAAUAAAAGUUUUAGUGAAGAAUUUUUGAUGGUUAAGGAAACUUGUCGACGUGAAAUGGAUCGAUUAGAAAAAGAAUAUCAAAAACAUAAAAAAAUAUCACAAGAUUAUAAAGAGAUUUGUAGUAAAAUGGAUAAACAGCUGAAUAAACAAAAAGAUGAAUUUAAAAUUUUAAAAAAGACUAUUUCAAAUAAAAUAUCAAAUUGUUCAACAUGCUCAUUUCUACUUGAAGAUGAACUUUUAGACUCUCCGAGAACAUCAAAACGAAGCUCACCUACAACAGAUGAAAAUUGUGGAAUUAAGAUGAUAGAAAUGAGAGAUAAAAUUGAUGAACAAGAUGAAAGAAUAAAACAAUUAGAAUUAGAAUUGGCACAAACAAAAUUAGCACUUGUUGAAGCACAAUGUCAGAAUCAAGAUUUAACACAUCAAAUGAGUACAAGCAUAGUUAAUACAACUGAAAGUAGUAGUAAACCAGCAUGGUUAAAGAAGACAAUUAUUUCAUUCAAAGAAGCUAAAGUUUCACUAAAUAAAAAUCAACAUUCACAAGAAGUAAAAAGCUAA
This is a messenger RNA of Strongyloides ratti, 3156 nucleotides long. Its product is annotated as Rab-GTPase-TBC domain and PTB/PI domain and Pleckstrin homology-like domain and Kinesin-like domain-containing protein. NCBI's taxonomy places the organism in Eukaryota, Metazoa, Nematoda, Chromadorea, Rhabditida, Strongyloididae. The transcript has 7 exons. Bases 1 to 3156 code for a protein of 1051 amino acids. The record is from RefSeq and is a predicted model, not a curated record.